Messenger RNA from Lepisosteus oculatus (spotted gar), 5123 nucleotides. NCBI's taxonomy places the organism in Eukaryota, Metazoa, Chordata, Actinopteri, Semionotiformes, Lepisosteidae. The record is from RefSeq and is a predicted model, not a curated record.
GAGACGACAGCUAAGGAAUAUAAAACGCCCCUGUUAAGACUCAUUUCGAACACCUGCUUACAGUAAAUGAUUUUCAUCACUUCACCAAGGCUACGCGAACGUGUCGGGAGUAUUCAGAUUCUUACCAGCGCACUCUCAUAGCACAAUACUACAGACGUGUAUGGAGCUUGUAGGUGAUACAGUACUGCUGGUACUGUUUACAACGCUUCAUCCACGUACUCAACAGCCCUGUCUUCAUUUACACAAAUACAUAUUUGCCUCUAUGCUUCAGAAAAUUCAGAAAGAUCUGAGGACAACAGUGCCGUUUCCAGGGUCAUAGUGGAAGAUGCUCUGGGGUCCACGAAGUUCAUCCAUAAUAAAGAGUGCUGUCGCUGUUGAAGAAGCUGCUAUUGUUUUUUUUUUCCGUAAAGGGUAUGCAUUUUUAAAGUUGCGCUGAAGACGCUUUGAAUUCCUGGAGGAACCCGGCUUGGUUUGGUCAUCUCCAACCACAACAUCAAAUGUGCCAUCUUCUUCUUGGUAGUCCCUAUACAAUGCCUGAGGCAGGAUCCGAGAGGAUCAGUCCCCAGGGAGUCCCAUACAAAGACCUGCCUCAUAUCAUCAAUGCAGACGGACAGUACUUAUUCUGUAGGUACUGGAAACCAGAACAUCAACCCAGAGCGCUGGUUUUUAUUGCCCAUGGGGCUGCAGAGCACUGUGGAGGCUACAGUGAUCUGGCCCAGACGCUGACGGGACAUUCCCUGCUGGCGUUUGCACACGAUCACGUGGGUCACGGGCAGAGUGAGGGAGACCGCAUGGUGAUUUCUGACUUCCACAUCUUCAUCAGGGACUCCCUGCAGCACAUCGACAUCAUGAAGAGCCGCCACCCUGGCCUUCCAGUCUUCAUUGUCGGACAUUCCAUGGGGGGAGCCAUUUCUAUCCUGACAGCCUGCGAGAGGCCAAACGACUUUGCUGGGCUUGUGCUAAUUUCCCCCAUGGUCCAAAUGAACCCUGAAUCAGCAACUCCUGUUAAGGUAUUCAUAGCCAAGCUCUUAUACCACCUGGUGCCAAACCUGUCCUUGGGUUCAAUAGAUUCCAAAUGGAUAUCACGAGAUCAGAAACAGGUCGAGGCCUAUGACAGCGAUGCUCUGAACAAUCAUGGAGGCGUGCGAAUUUCCUUCGGCAUGCAGUUAAUGAACGCCGCUACCAAGAUUGAGAAAGCCCUGCCCAACAUCGCCUGGCCGUUUCUGCUUCUCCACGGAGAUGCUGACAAACUCUGUGACAUCAAGGGCUCCCAAGUGAUGUACGAAAAAGCACAGAGCCUGGAUAAAAAAUUGAAGGUGUACAAUGGAGCCUAUCAUGCUCUGCAUCACGACCUCCCGGAUACAGCUAACUCAGUCCUCAAAGAGAUCAGCACCUGGAUUGUCCAGCGACUCCCAGAAGAAACACAGACCAAAUCAUAGAAGACAGGUCACCACCCCAGCUCUUAUUUGCUUCAGGUUGAAGUCGGCCAGUCAUUAAGAGGCAGAGCUACUUGGCAGUAAUCAUGUACUGUGUAAACAAUGAUUGCCACUCGAGCCAUUUCCCAAGCUGGGUUUAGGCAAGCAAGCGAUAAAAUCUACUACCUAGAGCAUCCUGGGGCCCUCAUUGCUAGUCAACAUCUUAAUAACACUUUUUCAUACCAUGUGAACUAGCACUUUGAUUUCACAAGGGGGGGUCAUCGUGUUUAAGUCAGGUUGGAAGUUGGGAUUGGUAAAACAAAUGUAUAACGUUAUUUCAACAUGAACCUUAUCUUAUAGACUCUUAUGACAUGGACAGUUAGUUAAAUAACUCAUACAUUUUACCUUAGAAAAGUGGAAGGGUCAAUGGGUUUGCAAAAUUGGAAUAUCUCAAUAUUGUCUUAAAGCCCAUGAACUCUUAGAUAGAUGGAGUGUAAGUAGAAGUGCCUGGAGGUGUGGUGUUAUCCAGGUAUCAAGGUCAAAACCAGCUAACACAAAAAUUAGAAUGUUAUCGUGUCACAACUUGUGCUUUACUACAAAAUGUAUAGUUUUGAAGUUUCAGGAUGUCAGUAAUUUUUGUGGAACUCUUUCUUACUUAUGUAAUACAGUAACAGCCUUGAAGUUUAAUUUCUAAAUUUAGCACAUAAGCAUGUUCUAAAUGCACAUUUUUUCUGCUAACCUUGAUGUUAGAUUAUUGUUUUAUCUUACACACCUGACGUUUGCAAGUCACCAUUUAACAAAAAAAAAAUCCUGAUGCUUAACUGACAUUUAAUGACGAUGUUUUGCUAAUGACAUAGUAUGAUUUUUAGACAUUCUUGUUCAUAACCCUAUCAGAUUUUAAACAAGGUAACUUCAAUUUUUAAAUCAGCCAAUAAUCCUAGGCUUCAUUCAGCUUCUACAUAAUGUAGCUGCAAAUUGCCUGUAGAUGUGGCUUUUUAAAAAAUAAGACAACAUUGUAAAUUCUUUUUCAUUGUUUAGAGAUAAUUUUAUAAUGUAUUUACAGUACCUGGUGGAAUGAAGAAAAAACAAUUUACAGAAUAUCAAAGACAUAAUAAGUGUUGUAUUUGAAAGUGCAAAUAGGUUUACUGUAGAAUAUAUUGUUAGGAGCAUGCACUCAGUGUACAUUAGAAGUAAGGGCAUUUCCAAAAAUACUCCAUGGGAAUAAUGCCACUCUUUUCAGUAGGUGUUUGCACUGUAGAGUGUCAUCUUUUAAUAUUCAAUGCUCAGAUUAUUUAGUUUUCUGAAAAGUCAAGAGCAGAACACAUACGGUAAGCCAAAACUGUCAGUCUCUGGUAUUUUCUGUUUUGUAUGAAUGGGACUGUGUGUUAUGCUGCAAAAACAGUAUAAUAUAAUUGCAUAACAGUGCCAUUUGGAAAGAAUUAAGAAAGUGUGGGGGUUCUUUUAAAGGUGACGUAAAGGAGGUGUAAUUUGUGUCAGGUGUUUUUUUCCUUGUUACAUUUUUGUCACAUGUUUUGUAAUAUAAUUGCACGUGUGGUUCUCAUGUUAAGUACAUUAUUUUUUUACCUGACAAAACACUAAUACUCUCCAUGACUUUAAUAUAUCUCUUUUGGGUUUCUUUGAGUAAAUAAGAAUGAGUUUUUUAAAGUUUUUUGUGUUUUUGCCCUAUUUGUGCUGAAAGUAUUUUGCAUCUCUUAUUUCCCUAUUUUAUUUCCUGGCCAGCUGCACACAUAAGCCUAGCUUUAGGUUUUAUUAUUGAACAAGUUCAUUACUGUAGCAGAUAAUAUUUAAAAUAGGAACAACAGAGAAUUAUAGAGUCACUUUACUAUGAAAAUAGGUCUGACAACAGGAAGCAAUAAGGAACUGUGAGACAUUUACAUCACACCAAAUUCCCAGUAUGGUGACCAAGAAGGGAACUGUAGUAAGUGCCAUCCUUCAAAUAAGAUGCUAAAAUGUGGUCCUUUGAUUAAAGGCCUCAUGGUGCUGUUGGUGAAAAUACAAGUGUCUUUGUUACUUUCCAGUCUGGGCUUGAACAAUCUGACCAAGUAAAUGUCUCCUCUCUCCCCCAGAUUCAAUUAAUAAAGCAAUUUUUCACUGCGCUGUCUUAUCUGCUGUAUAAUGGGGCUGCUGGCUCACAAUGGCUGCCACACUUCACCCUUGUGGGUACUGCACCUCAGUGGGGGACAGAGGGGGUCACUUCUCUUGAUUUUAGAAAAUAUACUUUGGGGAUCCCUAUCAGGAGUUGCAGCAAAGAGGCUGGUUAGCCACUCCCUAUGCCAGCCUGUGGUAGAUUAAUCCAGGAAAGGUUCAGGAAAGUUCCAAAAGUAACCAAAUCCUAAAAACAUGAAGCAAUGGCGUAAUCAAAGGAUUGAGCUAGGGUUUCGAGAGCCAAAAGACAAUUUGGUUUAAAGUAUUUCUUUCCCGAACUACGUAAAGCGAGGGUUGAGCUCGGAAGAGGCAACCUCAUUAGUGAGCAGAGACUGAGUGGAGUGAGAGGGUAUACUGUAAAUACGGAAGAUGGAAGGAAGAGUGUGUAGAAAGAUAAUUGAUUAAUUAGUGCAUGGAUGUUAACGGUGAGAAGUGCUUACGUGUGGUUUGUGACAAUCCUUUAAAAAAGUAGUGUAUAAAUGCAACUACCAACUAUUAACUAUCAAUCACUUUUCUGAGUGUUUCUUUACAGAAAGAAACAACGUAUUGUGCCAUAAGUACAAAAGCAGUAGGUGCUGAAAAGUGUUCAGAAUUAGUUCCCUUUUUCUUAUCCUGUUUGCCUCAGAGCAUACCAGUAUCCACAUGUUGAUGGGACAGGACAGAUGCUGUCUUUGCUGUACCAAACUGGGUUUUGUCAUUGGCUUCAAAUGAAAAAGUCACCCUCGGAAGAGGCCUCAGAUCUUGUUGUAGUUACAAAGUAAAGUGUUACAUAUCUGGAUGUUACACAUUGCUUGAGAUGAAUAUAGUCUUUCUUUAAAGGAAACACUUUCCGGUGCAAAUGAGAGUCCUUCCUAGUUCAUGAUUUUCACUUAUUAAAGUGGUCAUUUUGUGCAAGUUUUGAAAUGAAGUAAAACUAAGACAUUCAAUUAAUCUUCCAUUAAAUGUCUUUUCAUUUACCAUAUGUAAUCUAACCCUGCUGCAAAGAUCAGAAUGAUUAAUCUAAUCAGUUUAACAUAAUGUGAAGGUUUCUAGACAUUCAAAAUCCAACCUCUCAGAGCAGGGUUGUUACACAAGUGGAAGACUGCUGGUUAGAAUCCCGACAUCUUGCUAUUCUAAAAAGUUCAAAACACAGCAAUCAGAACAGCAGGUCCUGUAACUAAGGCAAUAAAGUUUUACAUCUGUUUUUGAAGGACACAGGAGAUGUAUCUCUUCAAUUAACUUCUGUCUACUUCAAUGUUUGUAUACAUCUCUUAGUACCCUCAAUUUUGUAAACACCAUAUUGUUACAGUAUAUAUGUAUAAAAUGACAGUGCUGGAGACACAUAAAUGGGUUAAUUUAGGAUGAGGUGUAAACUGGGAGCACUUAGUGAGAUUUUUGUCUAAUUCUUUUACAUGUGCUGUUCCUUUUUCAUGUUUUUGUGUAUGGUUAAAGGAAAGACACUAUCAGGGAGAUUGAUCAAGUCCAUGUUUUGUCCUGUUGUACAUUUUAUGUAAUUCUAAACUGUGAGAUAAUGUGUGAAAUAAAGUCCACCAGCUUAUAUAA